This is a messenger RNA of Durio zibethinus, 2255 nucleotides long. NCBI's taxonomy places the organism in Eukaryota, Viridiplantae, Streptophyta, Magnoliopsida, Malvales, Malvaceae. The record is from RefSeq and is a predicted model, not a curated record.
CUUGAUAUUCCAAAAAGCAUCUUUGAUUUCGUUCAUUUUUCUCCUUCUCAGAAAUUGUUCAACUCCCUCUUUGAAAUCAAAGCCAACUAUGGGUAGCAACUUCUCAAUCCCAGCUUCAUGCGACGCUGUCAUUACCCGUUGCGGUGAUUAUGUUACCGGACAAGCACAGUUUGUAUGCAAGCUUGAAGAAAACGUAGAAGCUUUAAAAACUGCAAUAGCAGAAUUGACGGCUUUAAGGGAUGAUGUGAUCAGAAGGGUAGAAAUAGCUGAAGAUCAGCAACAGCUGAAGCGACUACACCAAGUUCAAUGCUGGCUUUCGAGGGCAGAAACUUUGAUUACGGGAGCUGAUUCGUUGACGCUGAAAAGUCCUCAGGAAAUUAAGAAAUUAUGUAUGGGAGGUUGUUGUUCUAUGAGUCCCAAGUCCAACCUGAAGUUUGGGAAGCAAAUUGCCAAAAUCCGAGAUGUUGUGGAUCAUAAGAGCAAGGGAGUUUUUGACAAGGUGGCUGAGGAGGAACCAACACCUCUAGUGACUGAACGACCAACUGAGCAUACUGUUGGUUUGGAAUCCACAUUCGAUAGGGCUUGGAGCAUCCUUGAAUCUGAACAAGUGCAAAUUGUUGGCCUGUAUGGCAUGGGAGGGGUUGGCAAGACAACCCUCCUGAACAAAAUUAACAACAAGUUUUGUGAACCCCCAAAUCGAUUUGAUGUAGUUAUUUGGAUUGUAGUACCUAAAGGGCUUUAUAUUGGAAAGGUCCAAGAUGACAUUGCUAAAAGGGUGGGAAUACUGAUGGGAACAGGGCAGGACAAAACUCCAGAGGAAAAAGCUCGAAACAUCUUCAGGGUUUUAAAGGAAAAGAAAUUUGUUAUAUUGUUAGAUGAUAUAUGGGAGCGAGUUGAUCUAUCUAAGGUUGGGAUACCUCUCCCAACUCGAGAAAAUGGUUCCAAGCUAGUUUUCACAACUCGUUCCAUCAAGGUGUGUGGCCAAAUGGAAGCUCAUAAGAAGAUUGAAGUGCGGUGUUUGCCUGAAGAAAAAGCUUGGGAGUUAUUUCAAGAGAAAGUUGGUGAAGAAACACUUGAUAGUAAUCCAUGUAUUCGUGAGUUGGCUCAUGAAUUGGCCAAAGAGUGUGGAGGACUACCUCUCGCACUUGUCACCAUUGGUCGUGCCAUGGCUUCGAAGAACAAAGUUGAAGAAUGGAAAUAUGCAAUUGAAGUGUGUCGUAGAUCAUCCACCACUGUUUUUCCAGACAUGGGUGAAGAGGUAUAUCCACUUCUAAAAUUCAGUUUUGAUUCUCUUCCCAAUGACAUGUUUCGAACUUGCCUCUUGUACUGUAGUUUGUUCUCAGAGGACUACCAAAUUGAUAAAGAUGAGCUUAUAGAUUUCUGGAUAGGAGAGGGGUUUUUGGAUGGACAUGGGAAUCAAGUCUAUGCUCGAAACCAAGGCCACCACAUCAUUGGUUGUCUUCUUCAGGCAUGUUUAUUGGAAGAAAUAGAUGAACUUAGCAUAAAGAUGCAUGAUGUGAUUCGUGACAUGAGUUUGUGGAUAGCACGUAAGUGUGAAGAAGAAAAGUGGAGGUUUUUUGUGGAGGCAGGUUAUCAAUUAACUAAGUUACCAGAAGUUCAGAAUUGGGGAAGUAUACGCAGGAUGUCAUUGAUGAAGAACAGGAUUGAAAAUCUAGUAGAAGCACCUAACUGUCCUGAUCUCCAAACUCUGUUUCUUAACGAUAAUCAGUUGAAGGUGAUCAAUAAUGACUUCUUCCAAUUUAUGUGUGGCUUAAAAGUUCUAAACUUGUCAUACAAUAGAGAUAUAGAAGAAUUGCCAGUGGGAAUUUCGAAAUUGGUGUCUCUGGAAUGUCUCGAUCUCUCCCAUACAAGGAUAAGACAGCUACCAAUUGAAUUGAAGGCUUUAGAAAAGCUUAAAUGCUUGAACUUGGAAUCCUGUGAGUCUACCAUAAGAAUUCCAAGACAGUUGAUAUCUACUUUUUCAAAGUUGCAAGUAUUGAGAAUGUUUCGCUGUGAUUAUUCUUUGGGCCAGGAAGUGGAAGAUAAUAGUGAAUGUUUGGUGGAAGAAUUGAAGUGCUUGAACCAUUUGAAUGUGUUGACUGUCCCUAUAACAAGUGCUUUGGGUCUCGAUAGACCUUUUGAGUACUGAAAGGUUAUGCAGCUGCACUUUAAAUAUUCAGCUUAAAUUGUUAAAGGACUCGAAGCGAUUGAAUAUUUUAUCUUUAGCGAAUAUGAAGAGUCUAGAAUUUCUAGAC